Molecule: messenger RNA, 764 nt
Organism: Ctenocephalides felis (cat flea)
Lineage: Eukaryota; Metazoa; Arthropoda; Insecta; Siphonaptera; Pulicidae
Gene: Sumo
Product: small ubiquitin-related modifier 2
Exons: 3
Coding region: 249-521 (90 amino acids)
Biological process (GO): protein sumoylation
Cellular component (GO): nucleus
Molecular function (GO): ubiquitin-like protein ligase binding; protein tag activity
Source: RefSeq, a predicted model, not a curated record
CGCGUUCGUUCGUUGUUCAUCGUGUUGCUCGAACGAGAACCAUUUCCCGGCACUUUCAUCUUACUCAUCGAGGACGGCAAAAAAACCUUUAUAAAGUCGUAUUUAAUUCAAUCGGGGUGCUACGAAUCAAUUUGGAAACUAUCCAGAAAAAUCCGGCGUGAUAAUAAACUAUCACAGUGGUCCAGGCUUUGUGUUUGAGGGGCAGUUGAAGUUACUUUUGUUAUAAACAAAUUAGAAAAGGAAGAAAAAUGGCUGAUGAACAAAAGAGCGAUGAACACAUCAACUUGAAAGUCCUGGGACAAGACAAUGGGAUUGUUCAAUUCAAGAUUAAAAAACACACGGCUUUGAGGAAGUUAAUGAACGCAUACUGUACUAAAGCGGGUCUCUCGAUGCAGGUUGUCCGGUUUCGAUUUGAUGGUCAGCCCAUCAACGAGAGCGACACACCCGCAACCUUAGAAAUGGACGAAGGUGACACCAUCGAAGUCUACCAGCAACAAACCGGAGGAUGCUCGCAAUUAUAAAAGGAGCCCCCAGAUCUCCUGUUGUAACAGCGCAGCGCCCUCACCUAAAUUAUUUUUAAGGUUUAAUAUCUAAGCAUUCUUAUUAAUUUUAAAUAAAGUAUGAAUUUUCAAUUCUGUUUUGUUUCUGAUAAAUCAAAAAUAAAUGAGCCCCAGUAGUAGUAAAAGUGAAAAAAUGAAAUCAACAUUGAAUCGAUAUUUUUCUUUUAUACGAUUCCUCUGUGGAUAGAUGGACGGUGUGAUGGA